This is a messenger RNA of Striga hermonthica, 2820 nucleotides long. The record is from the annotation of a GenBank genome assembly. NCBI's taxonomy places the organism in Eukaryota, Viridiplantae, Streptophyta, Magnoliopsida, Lamiales, Orobanchaceae.
AUGACCGGCAUGCCCCUUCCUAAUCAGUUCUGCUUGCGCGCGCUCGUGUCCCAAACCAAAAUCCAAAGCACGGGAGCGGCAAACCCUACCUGUACCGAGGGAGCGGCAAACCCAAACCAGUCGCCGGCCAGCAUGCCUGAAAAUGCGGAGGGCCAUGGCAUUGCACCAGGACAGGGCUCGGGCAGCCACAAUGAUGAAGUGGCCAGCAAUCUGAGCUUCAAUACCAGGAUUGAAUCACAGCCUACAAUGAGAAUCAGUCUUAGAGUUCCUGCUUACACUGCAUAUUUGGAUGAUGGCAGUAGUGUUGAUGUAGAUGGUAAAGAUCAUAUUGUGGAACUGAAAAAUGUUGAUGGAUAUUUAAUGUUUAAUCUUUUGGCUGAUCUUAGAAACAAAACCAGUUGGGGUACAUGUCAAGAGGCAACAUUUUGGUAUUGGGACACUGAAAAGAUGGGAUUACAAGUGGUUGCUACAGAUGAUGAGUUGAGCAUGGUAUUCCAUAAAUUUCAUUCCAAAAAGUUAGUCUCAUUUGUUGUUGAGUUUCCAAUUAAGCCUUCAUAUAAGAGUAGUACGACAUUAGAGGCUAAAUUGGAUAAACUACCCGUGAGGAGGAAUCCAAAUAUGGCAUUGACGACAAGCAGUUCAGAUGAAUCGGAUGAGGAAAGUGGUGACGACAUUAAGGAAAAUGUUGACCCUUCUUGGAUGGAAGACAACGACAUAUUUAUGGAGGACCAUGAGGUGUUUGUGUCUCUUGGAUUGAGGGCUGAGGAUGAGGCAACAACAAUGAACUUGGGAAAUGAUGGUGUUGAUCUUAAUACAGCAGAAAUUUCAGUUGAUGACUAUGCUGAAAAUGAGCCAAGGUUUGUGGUUGAUAGCGAAAAUCCAAAGAUUAGAAAGGGGGAGACCUUCCCAACAAUGGAGCGUUUUAGGAUGGCUUUGAAGCAAUAUGCCAUCCUAAAUGAAUUUGUGGUGCACAAGGUUAGAACUGAUAAAAAAAGGUAUAGGGCUGAAUGUAAGGCAAAUGGAUGUCCUUGGAGAAUUGUAGCUAAUAAACUUGUGGGACAGCCUACUGUUGAGAUCACCAUGAUUCCCCAUGAGCAUGAAUGUAUGGGUACUGGUUCGCUGGUCAACACAAUGGCAUCUAAGAGGUGGGUUGCAGAGAGAGUGGUUUCAUGGUUGAGAAAGAAGCCAAGACUUGGAGCAGCUGAUUUGCAAGACAAAUUGUUAGAAAAAUAUGGGGUAGAGGUCAGUUAUGCUACUACUUGGAAUGGAAGGCAGCUAGCAAUGGAUUCAAUAUAUGGCUCUUGGGAAGAUAGCUUUCAGACCUUGUUUAGUUUUAGGGCUGCACUCCUUCAUCAGUCUCUGGACACUAUUUUUGAAAUUGCCACUAAGCCGAGUGGAGAUGGUAUGAUUUUUGACAAGCUAUUCCUAGCGAUGAGGCCCUGUGUUGAUGGAUUUCUGCAAGGAUGCCGCCCUUACCUUGGUAUUGACUCUACUGCCUUGAACGGAAGGUACAAGGGGAAAUUGGCAUCUGCAACGGCGCUUGAUGGUAACAAUUGGAUGUACCCUGUUGCAUGGGCCAUAUUUGAAUCUGAAUCUUCUGAUAAUUGGAAGUGGUUCAUGAGGCAAUUGGAGAAGGCAAUUGGCCAUCCGCCAUCUUUAGCUAUAUCCACAGAUGCAUGCAAAGGUCUUGAUGCUGCAGUGAAGGAGGUGUUCCCUGACAUUGAACAUAGGGAAUGCAUGAGACAUCUAUGGGAAAACUUCAAAAAGUACUUUCGGGGAGAAGUCUAUGACAAGAAUAUGUGGCCAGCAGCUAGAGCGUACAAGUCUAACAAAUUUGAGUUCCAUUGGAAUCAAGUUGUCGCUGCGGAUCCAAAGGUUGUGACUUACAUUAACCAACACCACAAUCACAAGUGGAGCAGGUCCAUGUUCUCAAAUGAUAUCAAGUGUGAUUAUGUGAACAACAAUCUAUCGGAGAGCUUCAACAGUUGGAUCAAGAAGAUAAAGGACUUGCCUCUUGUUGAUCUGAUUAAUAUGUUGAGGCGGAUGACAAUGGAUUUGUGGGAGAAGAGAAGAAGGAUUGGAAGCAAACUCUCCGAAAUCAUUCUUCCAACAAUAAUCAAGCAACUGAAAGCCAAAACAAGAGGAUUGGGUCAAAUGAAGGUUCAUAAUUUGCACUUUACUGCAGAAGUGUUUGGGUUCCAUCAUGAUAUGACACCUUGGGGGCAUGUGGUAGAUCUGACCACUCAAACUUGCACUUGUGGGGAGUGGGAAAUGACAGGAAAACCAUGUCCUCAUGCUUUAACUUUCAUUAAGAUGUUUUCAGAAAUUGAUAUGGCUACUUUUGUUCAUGAAUACUAUAGCGUAGAGAAAUUUAGGACAGCAUAUGGUGGCUCAAUUCCACAUAUGACUGACAAAUCACAGUGGCCUCAAGUGGAUAUGGGUUUCAAGUUGCUGCCACCUCCAUUGAAAAGAAAAUCUGGAAGACAAAGGAAGAACAUGUUCAAAGCUAGUCAUGAACCAGGAGCAAAGAAACAGCAGCGAUGCAACAAAUGUGGAGAGUUUGGACAUCGUGAAACUGGAAAUUGCCCUUUGAAUGAACCAAAAAAGAGGAAAAGACCACCCCAAGAGAGGAGGAAGCCAAAAAGGCCCAAGAUAAUCCCAGCUGACACCAUUUCACCGGGAUCCCUCACUCGGAGAAUUGUCAAUUUGGUGCAUGGUGAUGAAGAGAUUGCGACCCUGGUUCUGCGGCCCAAUGUCGGGAGGACUGCCGGAAGGAGGAGCUGUUCCCCACUGGUGAAGGAGGAUUCGUCCCCUGAAUAG